Molecule: messenger RNA, 1364 nt
Organism: Oryza brachyantha (malo sina)
Lineage: Eukaryota; Viridiplantae; Streptophyta; Magnoliopsida; Poales; Poaceae
Product: ervatamin-C-like
Exons: 3
Coding region: 94-1134 (346 amino acids)
Cellular component (GO): lysosome
Molecular function (GO): cysteine-type endopeptidase activity
Source: RefSeq, a predicted model, not a curated record
ACCUACAAAUUCCAUGUCCUUACAAUCAUUGCUGCAUCUCAAGCAUCUCAUCACAGCAUUGUUGCCCUGUCUCUCCAGCUCCAAGCUCCAACAAUGGCCAGGCCAUCCUUGCUCCAUCUUCUUCCUCCUCUCCUCUUCUCCAUCGGCGCGGCUCUCGGCCACGCCGACCUUAUGCUGGACAGGUUCGAGCAGUGGAUGAGCAGGCAUGGCUGUGCCUACGCCGACGCCGGCGAGAAGCAGAGGAGGUUUGAGGUGUACCGGAGGAACGUUGAGCUCGUCGAGAAGUUCAACUCCAUGAGCGAUGGUUACAAGCUCGCUGACAACAAGUUCGCCGACCUGACGAACGAGGAGUUCAGAGCUAAGAUGCUGGGGUUCAGGCCUCAUGUUGCGAUCCCCCAAACUCUGAACACAUGCAUUUCUGCUGACAGAGCAAUGCUCGGAGAGAGCGGCGAUGAUGUUCUGCCGAAAAGCGUAGAUUGGAGGAAGAAAGGAGCAGUGGUGCCAGUGAAGAACCAAGGAGAUUGUGGUUCUUGCUGGGCGUUCUCGGCCGUGGCGGCCAUAGAGGGGAUCAACCAGAUCAAGAACGGCGAGCUGGUGUCGCUGUCGGAGCAGGAGCUGGUCGACUGCGACGACGAGGCCGUCGGGUGCGGCGGCGGGUACAUGAGCUGGGCGUUCGAGUUCGUCGUCGGCAACCGCGGCCUCGCCACGGAGGCGAGCUACCCGUACCACGCCGCGGGCGGCGCGUGCCAGGCGGCGAAGCUGAACGAGAGCGCGGUGAGCAUCGCCGGGUACCGGAACGUGACGCCCAGCAGCGAGCCGGACCUGCUGAGGGCGGCGGCGGCGCAGCCGGUGUCCGUGGCCGUCGACGCCGGCAGCUUCAUGUUCCAGCUCUACGGCAGCGGGGUCUACACGGGGCCGUGCACCGCCGAGGUGAACCACGGCGUCACCGUGGUGGGGUACGGCGAGGCCGAGCCGACGGACGCCGCCGGCGGCGGCGGCGCCAAGUACUGGAUCGUGAAGAACUCGUGGGGGCCGGAGUGGGGCGACGCCGGCUACAUCCUCAUGCAGCGCGACGCCGGCGUGGCCUCCGGCCUGUGCGGCAUCGCGCUGCUCCCGAGCUACCCCGUCAUGUGAACAUCGUGGCCUCCUGCUCCUCAGUGCUCCAACUCGUAACGUGUGUGGCUUCAAAUUGGGAUAGUGCUUUAGUUCUAAAUUAGUGAUGUAAUACGCAUGUAAAACUGUAAACUAUCAUGUCAACUGUAAAGUUAUAAGAAAGCAUGAAGUCAACUGUAAAGUUACUUAAAAGAAAGAAUGGGCAUAUGUAUUUACCUGUUUUUUCAUGUUUAAUACCGUAGAUUAUUGGA